AUGCGACCACCUGCGCUUGCAGGCGGGCUUCGAGGGCUUGGUGCUCGCCUCUCUCCCUCCUCCCAGCUCGUGUCCUCCGCCUGCUGCUCAUCCCCGACCCGGCCCCUGAUACUGCGCAGUCCCAGCCUCUUCCGCCAGCCCAGCCGCCGUCUUGUCGCCACCACCACGUCCAGCUACUUCAGCCCCAACGUGCUGCUCGACGCCUCCGAUGUCUUCCACAAGGGCGUUCUCCUGCGCACCGAGCCCACUUCUCCUUCAUCCCUCCCGGACCAGGACGACCCAGGCCCCAAGCCGGUGGCCACACAGGUCCCGCCACACCGCCAGAGACAAGCUGCCAGGCGUGCCGCCGCCGCUGCCGCCGCCGCCCCCGCCGCCGCCGGGGCCAGCCCGCCGCCGCCGCAUCAUGUUCUCCCAGAGAAUGCCUCCGACACCCUCACCAGCCUCGCCGCCUCCCAGCCUGCCAACUCGCUGCGGCGCCGGCUCUCCGCCCUGCUCUCCCUCUCCAAACCGCGCCUGACCGUCCUCGUCGUCCUAACAGCCAUGGUCCCCUACGCCCUGUAUCCCGUGCCCGCCUUCCUCUCCGCCACCCUCGCCGACGCCCCUUCCCUGUCGCCCCUCACCCUGCUCUUCCUCACAACAGGCACCACCCUGUGCUCUGCCUCUGCCAACGCCCUCAACAUGCUGUACGAGCCAUCCACCGACGCCAAGAUGUCCCGGACGCGGAACCGCCCCCUGGUGCGCAAUCUGCUGUCCACCAGGGCUGCUGUCCUGUUUGCCGCCGGCUGUGGGCUCCUCGGGACAGCCGCCCUCUACUGGGGCGUGAACCCCACCGUGGCCUUCCUCGGCGCCUCCAACAUCGCACUCUACGCCGGCGUCUACACACCCAUGAAGGGCUUUCACUGGCUCAACACCUGGGUCGGCGCCCUGGUCGGCGGCAUCCCGCCCCUGAUGGGCUGGGCCGCAGCUGCCGGCGAGAGCGCCACCGCCGACGGCACCUUCCGCGAGCUGCUGUUCAAGUUCACCGGCGACGGCACCUCCAGCGCCGGUGGCUGGCUGUUUGCCGGGCUCCUGUUUGCCUGGCAAUUCCCUCACUUCAUGGCCCUCUCCUGGGCGGUGCGUCACGAGUACAAGGCAGCCGGCCUGAAGAUGCUGUGCUGGCUGGACCCGGCGAGGAACGGCAGGGUUGCGCUGCGGUACAGCCUGGUCUUCAUGCCCAUCUGUGUAGCCCUGUGCGCUUACGGCGUCACCGAGUGGACGUUCGCCGUGACGAGCUUGCCGGUGAACCUGUGGCUGGUCCGUGAGGCACUCAGAUUCCAUCGUUUGAAGGGCCACAAGGGAAGUGCCCGGGGGCUCUUUUGGGCCAGUGUCUGGCACUUGCCCGCUGUCAUGGGCCUUGCCCUUCUACAGAAGAAGGGCAUGUGGCAGAGGGUGUGGGCCAGCAUCGUGGGCGAACCUGUCGACCAAGACGAAUGGGAGGACAUUGACGACGAGCUCGACGUCCCCUCUGCCCAACCCCCAGCGAGGAUACCUCCGAGGAGCCCACGCGUAGGGGACGGGAGCCCGUGA
Diaporthe batatas is the source of this 1566-nucleotide messenger RNA. RefSeq names its product protoheme IX farnesyltransferase. Gene Ontology annotation, molecular function: protoheme IX farnesyltransferase activity. The transcript has a single exon. Bases 1 to 1566 code for a protein of 521 amino acids. Gene Ontology annotation, cellular component: mitochondrion; membrane. The record is from RefSeq and is a predicted model, not a curated record. Lineage: Eukaryota; Fungi; Ascomycota; Sordariomycetes; Diaporthales; Diaporthaceae. Gene Ontology annotation, biological process: heme biosynthetic process.